Oppiella nova is the source of this 215-nucleotide messenger RNA. The record is from the annotation of a GenBank genome assembly. Lineage: Eukaryota; Metazoa; Arthropoda; Arachnida; Sarcoptiformes; Oppiidae.
AUGACUUCAGUCUUAAAGGGACUCCUACCCGACUUUACCUAUUACUUCAAAAUACAGGCCCGUAAUAACAAGGGUUACGGACCUAUAUCUGCGGAGCUUUGCCCCCCAAUUCUCAAGGAUCCCUCUACGACACUCGCAAUAUAUCAACGAACACACUAUACAUCAUAAUAGCGAUCAUAUCAGGCAUUUCAGUGCUGCUACUCAUAGUUGUGGGC